This is a messenger RNA of Hordeum vulgare subsp. vulgare (domesticated barley), 1452 nucleotides long. RefSeq lists its product as uncharacterized. NCBI's taxonomy places the organism in Eukaryota, Viridiplantae, Streptophyta, Magnoliopsida, Poales, Poaceae. The transcript has 2 exons. Bases 1 to 1386 code for a protein of 461 amino acids. The record is from RefSeq and is a predicted model, not a curated record.
AUGGAGUCACCAGUGCCCUUUUCUCACGCGGCGGCUCCGAUCGGCGAAGGCACUCCGGCCGCAGCAGGAACAGCAAGGCGCGUGGGGCAACCCCGCGAUCGCCGCAAGCGCAGGAGGAUCGCCGAGGAGAGCGGCGGCUGGGCGUCGCUCCCCGGCGACCUGGUCCGCCUCGUCGCCGAGCGGGUGCGGCUCGUCGGGGACGUGGUCGACUACCUCUCUCUCCGCGCCGCCUGCUCCGGCUGGCGCUCCAGCACGGAUUUCCCCCUCAGCCCGCAGGAGCAGUUCCAUUACUGCCGCCCCGGCGACUUGGUCGCGCUCUGCGACGGCGACGAGACGCGCCCGGACGACGCAUGCCACAUCGCCUUCUUCAAGCCCAGCACGGGACGGCGCCUCCGCGUCCGCUUGAAGCUCAAGGGCUACAGGAUCGUCUCCUUCAGCGGCGGCCUCCUCGUCCUCGUCCACAAGCGCUUCUCCACUCUUCGCUUGCUCCACCCCUUCACCCGGAGCGACGUCGACCUCCCGCCCAUGGCCUCGACCUUUCGCAUCGUGGUAGGCGUCAAAGACAAAAAGGGGUGCUUCCUCCGCAUGAACGCCGCCAUCUGCGCGAGCGCCGCGGCGGCGGCCCCCGACGCCUCCAUCGACGUGGUGGCCUGGUUCCCGAGGGAGAAGGCCAUGCUCUGGGCCAAGCCCGGCGAUGCCAGCUGGAACGCCAUCUACCUCGACGUCGUGCUCCAGAGCGUCCUCGCCUACCGUGGCCGCCUCUAUGCCACCACCCGGGACUCGGCAAACAUCCUUCAGGUCUACCCUCAGAGCAAUAUCUUUCCGGUGGAUACUCCUAUCCCCGACGAGCUCGGCCCUCCAUCGGAAUGCCGCUCCUUCCUCGUCGAGUCCAACGGCCGCAUGCUGCUAGCUGUUCGCUACUAUGACGCGCCUCCCAACAGGACACACACCGCCGUCAGGAUCUUCGACGUGGAUCUCGACCGCCGGCAGCUGGCCCCGGUGAGCAACAUCGGCGAUCGCGCCCUGUUCCUUGGUCAGGACAGAUGCCUGUCCGUCUCGUCCAAACACCUGCCGUCCAUCAGAGCAAACUCUGUCUACUACUCGUCAUCUGAAAGCCCUGUCAUGUUAUACUCUCUCAGCAGUGACUGCCCCGACGACCACGAGUGUUCGUGGGCGUCGUGCCGCGCGCGGCCCUUCGCCAUUGCUGACCAUCUCAUCACAUACUGCAACCAUCUCGAGUGGGCGAGAGGACUCAUGUUUUGUGAGCAUUGGUGUGGGCUAGGUUUUUCCAAGGAACUAAAGGAGAAAGUCAGGAAGCAAGAUUCACAGAUGCGUAUUCCAACUGAUGCCGCCAAGGAGAAGACGAAUUUUACACAAUAUAUAUAAUAUGAUCCAAAUACAAUACAAGAAGUGAGGCCAAAUUACGGGUACUCUUAUAAAUAUACUACUAGU